This is a messenger RNA of Colletotrichum truncatum, 516 nucleotides long. Its product is annotated as Cytidine deaminase. The record is from RefSeq and is a predicted model, not a curated record. Gene Ontology annotation, cellular component: cytosol. Gene Ontology annotation, molecular function: cytidine deaminase activity; zinc ion binding. Lineage: Eukaryota; Fungi; Ascomycota; Sordariomycetes; Glomerellales; Glomerellaceae.
AUGUCCUACACGCCAGAGGUCUUCGACAUUGCCGACGAGUCUCAGACGGCCGAGACGGCCAAGAACUACGGCCUGUCACCUGAACAAGUGCUUGAGCUUCAUAAGAGGGCAACUGCGGCCAAGGCUACGGCUUACUGCCCGUACAGCAAAUUUCGUGUGGGUUCGACUCUCCUGUCCAAAGAUGGCCAGUACACUUCCGGUGCCAAUGUCGAAAAUGCUUCCUACCCUGUUGGCACAUGUGCCGAAAGAGUCGCAUUUGGCAAGGCCAUUACGGAGGGCAUUCGGGGUUUCAAGGCUGUCGCUGUAGCUACCGAUAUUGAACCUCCUUGCAGCCCAUGUGGCAUGUGCCGACAAUUCAUCCGCGAGUUUGUUGAUUUGGAGACUCCCGUCAUCAUGUUUAACAAGGAUGGCAAGUACGUUGUUAUGAGACUCCAGCAACUCCUCCCGCUCUCGUUUGGUCCUGAAUAUCUCCCGCCCCCAGACGUCUUGGAAAGGAACCUGGCUGGGAGGACCUAA